Paramisgurnus dabryanus is the source of this 5000-nucleotide messenger RNA. RefSeq names its product armadillo repeat containing 5 (gene armc5). The record is from RefSeq and is a predicted model, not a curated record. Lineage: Eukaryota; Metazoa; Chordata; Actinopteri; Cypriniformes; Cobitidae. Gene Ontology annotation, biological process: anatomical structure morphogenesis. Gene Ontology annotation, cellular component: cytosol. Gene Ontology annotation, molecular function: protein binding.
UGCUUUGCUAAAGAUGGCGCCCGUGCAAAUCUGAGGCGAUAGCGCUUUUUAGCGCAUAGGAAAAUCGACGUGAGUAAGAUGCAAGGUUAACAAAGCCUUCACAUUCUUCAUCAAAACACAAAAAUACACCAAAAUAGAUUACUAUCAGCUCAGGCAGCGUUGUCAAUGACUUAUUUUAGCGGCUUACAUCAUGAUGUAGGCCUUAAUGAAAUAUGUCGCACUGUUAAAAGACUCGAUUUCCCAGAAGCCAUUGCUCGGUUGUUGCGCUAGAUUUGAUUGGUCAAUUUAGUUUUAUUUUUCUGUCGGAUGAAUUGUGUCAGUCAUAGGAAAAGCAUGUGUUGGUUCAAAAAUAUUUUUCUUUAAUUUAAAAAUCUGUAUUUGAACAAAUAACAGGCAUUUGUUAUUGCAAGUCACUGAUGCGUUUUACAGAAUUAAGUUAGAUAAUUAAGUUACAGGGGAGGGGUGGUGGGGUGGAGGUGGUUCUGCAGAUUCACCAUGUCUGCACGUUUAGAAGAAGACUUUAAAAAAAGUUCAAAAGUAUCAACCAGCACCAAAGAGGGCUCGUCUUGCCCCGAAUCCUCUCUUACCUGGUGUUUGACCCAGUUGUCAAAAGCAAGCUCAUUAGCAGACAGUGGACUGACAGAAGCCGGCAAUAAGCAGAUCACUGGAGGGGAAAAAGCCAGAGAUGCAGACAAGAGACUUCGAGUUGGACAGUGGAGGGCACUGGUGGCCAUUCGGACCCAGCACAUCAAAGGAGGUGGCCGCAAGAUAGCGUGGUACCAAGCGCGAGGAGGGCUGCCGCCUUUGCUGGAUCUCCUCAAACGUCCUGAAAGCUCCAGAAAGUUUCUGGACUUGGCACUUAGCAUCCUGGCCAAUUGCUGUACUGAGAAAGGGACAAGACUACAAGUAAGGAUGCUUGAUGGUAUAUCUGUUGUUGUGGAUGUUCUCAAGAGGAAUGUCUCUGUGGACACUGUGCAAAAUCGAGCCGCAAGAGCUUUGGGAAAUCUUGCCAUGGACCCCGAGGGUUCAGCUGAGGUCCAUUCUGCAGGAGGUGUUCCACUUCUUCUCCUCUGCUUAUCUCUAUCUCCACCACCAUCCUCGCCCUCUUCCCUGACUCCAACACCUGAGCUCUGCGCUCCUAAACUGGAAUGUGCUCAGUCAGCUGCGCGAGCACUUGUCUACCUUUCAGACACACCUGCAAACCGACUCCUCCUGCUUUCACAAGGAGCUCUGAUGGCUCUUGCUCCAUUUAUUGCUCCAGAGUAUCCAUUAGUUCUGCAGCGGGCUUCUCUUCGUGCCCUUCAUGAGCUAACCAGAGGUUGCAGUGCUGAGUGUGCCAGGGAGAUGUCCAGGUCUGGAGCGUUGGCUCAGCUGGGAGUUCUUGCUUCAGGAGAUGGCGCUCAGCCUUUGGAAGAUUUAGCUUUGAAGACUCUGGCUAACUUGUGCUCUCAAGGCUGCCUGAGGCCACUGAUCGGUUCACUGGGAGUCAUUCAAAAAUUUGCAGAGGAAGUCAAAAAGGAUCUUCUUAAGUCGAGUGUGUUUUUCAAGGCCUUGUGUCUGUGCUGCCGAGAGGCUGUGAACAGGGCUAAAGUAAAGGAGAGUGGGGGACUGGAGGUGCUCAUUGCAUUUUUAUCUGCCCAUCAAAACCAUCCGCUCACGCGAUUCGCCGUUUUGGCUUGCGUUGACUUUGUCUAUGAUGAAUCAGCCCUUGAACAGCUUCAGGAGCUUGGGUUGGUGCCACAGCUGAUCAAGCGGUUGGUGGAGCUUUCUAAAGAAGAUGAACUAUCUGCAGGAAAGAUAGAUCCAAGCUUGUCUUUUAAUUCUCCUUGCUCUGAACUGAUGGCCUCAUGUUUUGAGUCGCUUGACUUUUCUCCCCUUGAAGGGAACAAGAGAGAAGAUGUGAGCAAAGACCAGACGUCGGGAUCCUCCAGCUUCCUCAGCCUCAGGUCUUGGCUGGUAUCUGAAGGUCUGAUUUCCUCUGAAGGAGAGCUGACUGAAUCGCCCAGUGGAACUGAUGUUUUUUGGGGCAGCCCUCAAUCUACCCUCUCACCUUCACCCUCUACCCCUGGUUCUGAGCUCUCCGAACCGCAGACCUCACGUCAGCCACACUUGUCUCCCCCCACCCGUUCAAAACGCAUCCGCCUCUCUUCACCCUCUUUCUCCGCUCCUGUAUCUCCUCAAACCAUGAGAAACAUACCGGGGUCACCAUCCUCUCCACACUCCUCCUGUUCCUCCACCUCUCAGCCUGAGCAAACAACGGUAAAGCCUUCCAUCACCCCCUCAUCUCCCAUCCAGAUCUCCUCACCCCCCAGAAAGAGAUUUUGUGCGUCUUCAACCUCCUCCACAUCUUCACGCUGUAGCCUCGUCGCUUUGGACAACCUCCCAGUGAUGUCCAAAACACCAGUAUACCAUCACCCAUAUCACCCUGAGCCUUGGGCCCCAGAAUCCCCCCUUCUUUUGCUCCUCUCACGCUUCUCCCAUGCUUCAGACCCUAGCACAUCACUCAUCAAUACAAACGUUUUCUCUGGGCUGCUGUACUACCUCACCCAGCACCGUGACCCCAGUGGGCGAUGCUUUCGGAUGCUUGGCAGGCUCAGCUGUAACCCAAACUGUUUGCAGGCUCUGGUGAGAACAGGAGCUGUGGCUCUGAUCAGACAAAGACUGUGUGUUAGAGGAGAAGAGAUCGGAGAUGACAAAGGAACAUCCAGGCAGUCAGAAAAAAUAAAAGCCAAAAUUACACAACUAGGUUUGAGUUUGCUCUGUAAUCUAAGGGUCCAGAGCGAGUCUGGCUUUGGCUCUGGAGUUCUUACCCAUAUCAUGCUGUCAGGCUCCGAAUCAGACAGGUUGUUUUGUGUCCUCUCUCUGCCACUAAUCAUCAGCAACAGAGUUCUUCUAAAGAAACUGCUCUUGGAUAACGGAGGGCUGGCUGCAGCUCUUGAUCUAAUUGGCCGUAACAGUCAAGCUACUGAUGCCGAUGAUGCGCAAUCGGAUAAGUACAGGACUUUACUUGCUGGUUGGUUGCAUCCUCUCGAGCAAGUGUCCUCUUCCAGACUUAAUUUCUUGUACUUCUCCCUUCUGAUUGGCUGCCUCUCCAGUCUUUUGGCAAGUUCCAAGGAGGACAGUUAUAACUGUAGCAUAGAUUGUGGGACCAAAAACCAGACUGCCACAACAACCCAAGUUCUGGACAAAGAGUCUUCUUGUUCCCUACCACAACAAAACCAAUCAUGUCCCUACCAGCAGGCAACACAUGACCUAUCAUUCCUCCUUGACGAUGGAUCACUUCUUCCAGCCAACCAUAAGGCUGUUGCUGGGGGGGAAGGAGGAGCAAAAGAGGUUGGAUCCGAGUAUUUCACAGCCUUGUUGAUGGGAGGAUUUGGGGAGUCCCAGAUACCUAAAGGUGAGGCUAUUCCUAUCAAAGAUGUUAACAGUGGGAUGCUGUUACCAGUUCUUCACUACCUGCAUGGAUGUCGCUUGACCGACGGAAAUGAAGACCACAGCACAAAUAAGUCAAGGCUAGAUGCAGGUUGUCCUGUUUUGGGCUCUCUAGUUUCUGUUGGGUUGGUUAGACAAGAAGAUGAUAUGGACUCAAGCUUUCAAACAACCCCCCUGGCCAAUAUGAUGAUUGGGGCUUCUAGGUUUUUAGUACCUGGUUUACAAAUGGCAGCUGAAGACCUGUGUGUUAGCCGUCUUUGUUCAGCAGUCUCAUCUGUCCUGAGAGGUCGGACCACAUCUUGCUGUUCGGACGAUAUCGCGAUGAACAGCAGAACGGAUGAAGAUUUGUCCUGCAAAGAUCCAACGCACCCAGUACCAGAAAGAUCACCACAGUUGUCUAAAAUGAAAAUGUCGGACAUCCAGCCAACAGGAAUAAAGUCUUUGUCAAAGCGUUGUAAACAAACUAAGCAGGUUCACAACACCGUUGUUUCUUCUUUGGACAAUGACUCUGACGGGGCUUGGCUCAAGUCUCUCCUGCCUCAAGUGUACUGGUUCUCACAACGUUACUCUUACACACGACUGGGUCAAGCAUGUCUCUCCCUACUGCUGCGGCCUCACCCUGCUGCUCUUCAUCCCUCCCUGUCUGCUGCUUGCCUCAUGCGUUUAGCACAAGAGGCAGACUGUACAGAAGGCCUUAGGCGGGACAUCCUAAACCUGGUCAAAACAGCCCUCAGCUAGAAAAUGCUAACAGAAGUGGUUAGUAAGAUGAAUGUAAAAAUGCAAAUGAAAAGUUAGUAGCUGCUAUUAUGCACAUUCAUAGUACAGAAAGGGAAUCACUGGAUUUGGGGGAUGUUUUGGAACGAUAAGAAAUAGAUUUUCCCCCAUUAGUAACAUUUAUUUACAGUUUAACACAAACUCGUUCCUGGAGGGCCGGUGUCCUGGAGAGUUUAGGUCUAACCCUAAUCAAACACACCUGAAGAGGCUAGUUAAGGUCUCACUAAGUAUAUUAGAAACUUCUCGGCAGGUGGGCUGAGGCAAGUUGAAGUAAAACUCUACAUUACACCAGCCCCCCAGGACCAAGUUUGGGCACCCCUGGUUUAACAGAUAAGGUUUCAUAAUAUUCCUAGAUAUCAAAAACUAUUUGGAACUCUGUAAUAUUAUAGUACAGUAUAUUUGAUAUUUUCUUAUUCCCAAAGACAAUAUGUGUUUGUAUAUGAUGUAGAAUGACCAACUUUGAGAUCUUUUGGUUUUUUGUAUUCAUUUACUAUUAUUUCAUCUUUUUUGCCAAAAAGGCGAAAAAUUUUGAUGCUUUUUGUUAUCCUUCACCUAAAUAUAGUAGGAUAUAUGGUUUUGUACAGAAUGUUUUGGGAAUAAGUUUACAUCAGGGCAAAAGAGCUGUUUAAGUUUGAUAUUUUUGUUUUUGUAUAUAGCUCUAUACAGUUUGUUUAGAGAAAUCUAUAGAUUAACAUAUAUAUUGAAGUGCCAUUUAUUCUGUAUAUACCUGAAACUGAAUCAUAGAAAUGGCUAAAUGUUGGAAGAAAGCAGAGGAUUGUUCUCAAUAAAUGAGC